AUGAAGUUCUUCUCAGCUCUCACCUUUACGGCAAGCAGCCUGGUCCUCGGCACUGUCGCGGCGCCAGCCCCGGAGCCAGCUGCAGUCGGGGCAACUGUGUCCCCGUACAGCAUCACCUGUGCAGGGUUUAACACAGGCAGUCCAUUGUCGAUCGGCGAUAUUAAAUGGGCUCUAUCAAACAGAAGAGACGAGCUGGAUCUGAAGGCUGGAUGGUGGAAUCAACAAGACCUCACCUGCGUCAGCACCGAUGGGCGCAAGAUUCAGCAAUAUGCAGUCAAGUUCACCUACAAUCAUGCGCGUAGCAAUCCUCAGGGUAUGACAAAACUGGCGGAGGAUCGUGUACUUUGCACUGCUUCAAACCAGUGGAGACUUGCCUGUUCUCCCGUAUAG
Molecule: messenger RNA, 390 nt
Organism: Fusarium fujikuroi IMI 58289
Lineage: Eukaryota; Fungi; Ascomycota; Sordariomycetes; Hypocreales; Nectriaceae
Exons: 2
Coding region: 1-390 (129 amino acids)
Source: RefSeq, a predicted model, not a curated record